Molecule: messenger RNA, 2757 nt
Organism: Penicillium subrubescens
Lineage: Eukaryota; Fungi; Ascomycota; Eurotiomycetes; Eurotiales; Aspergillaceae
Product: VWA and PH domain-containing protein
Exons: 2
Coding region: 1-2757 (918 amino acids)
Source: RefSeq, a predicted model, not a curated record
AUGCGGAGUGGCCUGACGAACCCGACCUCAACCCCGUGGGAACAGCAGUCGACUCGGCGACCGCCCAGCGAUGCCGGUAGCCGCUAUAACAAUACUAACAACGCACAAUCCACUUAUAGCCGACGUGACAGUCGCGACACUACUGGCCAGCGGGAGCGGGUCGAACGCUUAACUGCAGGCGGAGCAUCGGCCAUUUCUGACCCUCGUCAACGCCAACCGCAUUCUAGAAACGGCAGUGCAGCCGGCUCAUCCGGCGACUACCAUGAUGGCCAGCACACGAGCAGCGGGCGACGCCACGACUAUGAUGUGCAGGCUAUGGAAUCAGACCUGAGCCCUCGCCCUGGUGUCACCAAAAACCCUAUCCCCGCUCCACUUGUUACCGUGCGAAGCGAGUUCCCUACGAUGAAUCGAUCCCGCCAACAGCAAACUUUGACAUGUCUGAUCACGGUGGAGGUGCCCGAGGGCAAUUGGCGUCCAGACGCAGACGAUCUUCGACAACCGCCUUCAGGCCAGUCUCAACUUGAUGAGCCGUAUACGGGUCGAUUCGGGGGCUCGCAGGAUGCUCGGUCUAUUCAGAAUGAGCCGGUGGAGAACCUGGAGGAGAUUGCGGAGGACUUGCGAAAUCGGGUCGAUAAUUGGCAUGGCCUCGAGUUCCAACGGUUUGGCAAGUUGCGAUUGCAUGGGCAAAUGCGCGUGGGCAAGGACCGGGAAUCAUGGCAGGAAUUGGAAUGCUAUCUGUUCGCGGAGAUGCUUAUCUGCGUCAAGGAGAAGAAGAUUCCCGAUUCUCACCAAUACGAUGAGAAGCGCAAGCCCACUCGCUGCACUCUCAAGGGUUCCAUCCUGAUCAAGAAGCAUUUGAAGUCCAUUGAUGCCGGCUCUGACGAGCCAGUUCUCUCUCUUAAUCUUUCUGUCAGCGAGCUGCCCUGCUUUUACCUACGUUUCCAGAACCGCCAGCAGCUGGAGACGUGGCACCGAGCGUUGACGAAUCUCAACCCAGUGGAAAAUGUGUCCCGACAGCAUAAUGACUUUGACUACGAGCACUUGGGCGCUGAGGAGGAGGACUACCGGACCAGCCGUAUUCAGCGACAAGCAUCUCUCAACUCAUCCUAUGGCGCAGGCAAGUCGAAUAAUACCGCCAUCACCGAUUACACCAACCCUGAUGCGGAGAAGCCAUCUCUCGAUUCGUUCCACAUUCCUCUGGAUCUCGUUGUGGUCAUUCCUGUCUCAUCAUCGAUGCAGGGUCUGAAGAUCACGCUUCUGCGCGAUGCUCUCAAAUUCCUCGUACAAAAUCUGGGCUCGCGGGAUCGGAUGGGUUUGGUGACGUUUGGCUCGAGCGGUGGUGGUGUGCCUCUAGUGGGUAUGACUACCAAGUCAUGGAAUGGAUGGAAUAAGGUUCUCGACUCGAUUCGUCCUGUCGGCCAGAAGAGUUUGCGCGCUGAUGUGGUGGAGGGUGCGAACGUGGCGAUGGAUCUGCUCAUGCAGCGCAAAUUCAACAACCCCGUCUCAACCAUCCUUUUGAUCAGCGAUUCAUCUACCUCCGAUCCUGAAAGUGUCGACUUUGUUGUCUCUCGCGCCGAGGCUGCCAAGGUCAGCAUCCACUCCUUCGGUCUUGGACUGACCCACAAGCCGGAUACCAUGAUCGAGCUCUCGACUCGCACCAAGGGCUCUUAUCUCUAUGUUAAGGACUGGAUGAUGCUUCGGGAGUGUGUUGCUGGAUGCUUGGGUGCUAUCCAGACUACAUCACACCAAAAUGUCAAGCUGAAGCUUCGCCUGCCCGAGGGCUCCCCGGCCAAGUUUGUCAAGAUCAGCGGGGCUCUUCACACGACGAAGCGCGCGACUGGUCGAGACGCCGAGGCUGCCUUGGGAGAUCUCCGAUUUGGUGAUAAGCGUGAUGUUCUGGUGCAGCUGGUUAUUCAACCCGACAAUGCUACGCAAGACAACAUGCCCCAGGACCCAUGGGAGAGCUUGGUCUCUGGCCUGGAAGCUCUAGGCGGGGGACUCGAUGGCGAUGAGCAGCGCGUGCUGAGUGUUGAAGAGGUCCCUUUGAUCCAAGCCGACCUGACAUACGGCGAUCUUCUUCGUGAUGGCCAUCUAACCCACUCGCCUCGUCCGUCAUUGCUUGCCAUUACCAUGCUCCCUCCAAACCCCAAGUCUCGCAACCAGCGACCCUCCACCCCUCCCAUCCCCCCUCACCCAUCUAUCGUGCAGCGCCGCAUGGAGCUGCUUACAUCCGAUAUGUUGACCAGGGCACUCACCCUUGUCUCUCGCGGUCAACACGACCGUGGCCAGCACCUGCUUCACGAGACCCGCAGUAUCCUCAAAGGUCUGGGCAAAGGCGGUUUACCCCCAUUGCCACCCACCGCGUCUCGACCUUCAGGAACCAGCGACGCGGGCAGCAGAGGCGAUACACCAACCUCAAGCUCUCCUAAGUCUUCUACUUUCGCGGAAAGCCAUGCCUCUUCCGCGUCCGAAACCGCUACUAUCACCCCAUCGUCCGCAGUUGAUGCGCAUACUAUGACUGCGCUCAACGCGGAUCUGGACUCUGCUCUUGAGUGGAUCAACCAUCCCGCCGUCUUCGGUCGUGACUCGCGUAAGGCCGUGCUACAGAGUAUCGGUGUGAUUUCCUCGCAGCGUGCCUAUACAUUCCGUACACCUUCAGAAUCACACUGGGCCCAACGGAUUGCUGGCGUGCGGCGUCUGACAGAAAAGUCCAAGGGUUGGCGUGAGAUGGGUGAUGAUGCUUUGACUGAAGAGUAA